Molecule: messenger RNA, 662 nt
Organism: Nomascus leucogenys (northern white-cheeked gibbon)
Lineage: Eukaryota; Metazoa; Chordata; Mammalia; Primates; Hylobatidae
Source: RefSeq, a predicted model, not a curated record
CAGAGAGAAUGGCCAGCAGGAAGGCGGGGACCCGGGGCAAGGUGGCAGCCACCAAGCAGGCCCAACGUGGUUCUUCCAACGUCUUUUCCAUGUUUGAACAAGCCCAGAUCCAGGAGUUCAAGGAAGCCUCUCCCCCACCUCCCAUCUUCCCUAGAGCUGAGGGCUGCUCCCACCUGAAGGCCCCCAUCCCACAGGCCUUCAGCUGUAUCGACCAGAAUCGUGAUGGCAUCAUCUGCAAGGCAGACCUGAGGGAGACCUACUCCCAGCUGGGGAAGGUGAGUGUCCCAGAGGAGGAGCUGGACGCCAUGCUGCAGGAGGGCAAGGGCCCCAUCAACUUCACCGUCUUCCUCACGCUCUUUGGGGAGAAGCUCAACGGGACAGACCCCGAGGAAGCCAUCCUGAGUGCCUUCCGCAUGUUUGACCCCAGUGGCAAAGGGGUGGUGAACAAGGAUGAGUUCAAGCAGCUUCUCCUGACUCAGGCAGACAAGUUCUCUCCAGCUGAGGUGGAGCAGAUGUUCGCCCUGACACCCAUGGACCUGGCGGGGAACAUCGACUACAAGUCACUGUGCUACAUCAUCACUCAUGGAGACGAGAAAGAGGAAUGAGGGGCAGGGCCAGGCCCAUGGGGGGGCACCUCAAUAAACUCUGUUGCCAAAUUGGAA